AUGAAGUUCACCUCUCUCACCGCCGUUCCCCUUGCGCUCCUCUGCGGAGUCGCUUCGUCAUCUCCUCUGACCCCUCGCAACGAAUCCAAGAUCUUCGUUGGGCAGGUCACCGACACUUUCAACGCCUCCGUCAGGACCAUUUGGGGAAUUUACUCAGCCUUCGGCGCCGCCCAGCUGUACAUGAAGAAUGUCACCUUCAAUGAGCUCACCGGCUUCGGGCCUGGCGCUGUCCGAGACAUCACUCUGGCUGGUCAAUUCGCUCGCGAGCGGCUGGACUGGGUCGAUGCCGACAAACACUCCCUGGCUUACACGCUCUACGAAGCUCCUGGUUUGCCUGCGGUCAACAUCCAGGGCACAAUUGAGUUGAAUGACAUCGGGAACAACAACACCGAGAUUGUCUGGACUGCGAGGGCUGAUGCGAUUACUGCUGGAGCGGAGGAUAGUAUUAAGGCUAGGGUGCUGGACAUUUAUACCAGCUCUAUCGCGAUUGUGAAGGGACUUGUCUAG
Molecule: messenger RNA, 507 nt
Organism: Colletotrichum gloeosporioides
Lineage: Eukaryota; Fungi; Ascomycota; Sordariomycetes; Glomerellales; Glomerellaceae
Exons: 2
Coding region: 1-507 (168 amino acids)
Source: RefSeq, a predicted model, not a curated record